Molecule: messenger RNA, 3449 nt
Organism: Dermacentor andersoni
Lineage: Eukaryota; Metazoa; Arthropoda; Arachnida; Ixodida; Ixodidae
Product: carnitine O-acetyltransferase-like
Biological process (GO): carnitine metabolic process, CoA-linked
Cellular component (GO): peroxisome
Molecular function (GO): carnitine O-acetyltransferase activity
Source: RefSeq, a predicted model, not a curated record
UGAGGCUUCAUCAUCGUCAUUUCGCUUGUCUGACUGCCAAAUCGUGCAUUAUUUUUUGCUUUUCCAGUAUCAUCCAUUUCCCAGAGAUAUAUAGUUUUCGUUACUGCAAAGUACGUUUCUUUCUUGCAUUCCACUACUAUUCUUGUCCCCCCGGGUCGUGUCACGGUUGAGGGCCAUCAUCAUCAGCUGCCGCGACGGGCAACCGCGGCGGCCUGCGGCGCGUCGUCGCGUAGCAGCGGUCGUUUCUCGCGGCAGACGGCCCGUCAGCCACGACGGCGGCGCGCCGCCGGUGGUUCGGCGCCCGCCGGCCAUGGUGUCCCGGGUCGUCAAGGGCAUCAUGCUGUCGCGCCAGAAGGAGCUGCCCAAGCUGCCCGUGCCGGCGCUCCAGGAGACGCUCGAGCGCCUGUGGCUCUCGCUGCAGCCCAUACUGAGCGAGCAGGAGCUCGACGCCUCUCGAAAGGCGAUCGACAAAUUCGGGGAACGAGGAGGCGAGGGCGAGUACCUACACAGGGUGCUGACCUACCGGUACAAGCGUCUGGACAACUGGCUGGACGAGUGGUGGCUAAACACGGCGUACCUGGACGUGCGGACUCCCCUGCCGGUGCACUCUAGCCCGGCAGCUCUCUAUCCCCGGCAGACGUUCACCUCGGAAGAGGACUUCCUCCUAUUCGCUGCUAAGAUGACGGCUGCCGUGCUGGAGUUCAAGGACUUAAUCGACAGGCAAGCGCUUACCCCCGAGACAGCGAGGCACAUCCCGCUGGACAUGACCAUGUACUUCAAGAUCUUCUCCAUGCACCGCAUUCCGAAGCCCGGGCGCGACGAGCUCGUCUCGUACCUCGACGACGCCGAUCCGCCGCGCCACAUCGUCGUCAUGCACAACAACCACCUGUUCCAGGUGAACGCGUACAAUGGCCGCAAGCCCUUCAAGGAGCGCGACCUGUACCCACUGCUGGUGUCCGUGGUCAACGAAUCGCGUUCGGUGGCGCCGCCUGUCGGCAUGCUCACCACCGAGGACCGGGACUCGUGGACGGCGGCCUGCCAGCGACUCGCCGCCGAUGGCACCAACGCGCGGAGCUUGGAUGCGGUGCAGCGCAGCAUCCUGGUGCUGUGCCUGGACGAGGCGGCCGGCGAGAAGGAACCGUGGGAGGUGCGCUGCCCACUGCACAUGCUCGUCGGCGGCGGAAACGCCCAGUGCGCCGGAAACCGCUGGUACGACAAGAUUGCACAGGUCAUCGUGAGCGCCGAGGGCGACGCAGGCAUCGUCAUGGAGCACGCGCCCAUCGACGGCACGGUCGUGGUUCCCCUCAUGGACUACUGCUACACAUACAUGAAGAAGACGUCGAAGCACAAGCUCGACCCUCCGACUUGCCCCGGCGACAAGCCUUUAAAGUUGGAGUUCAACCUCAGCCAGGAGAGCCUGCACGACAUCGCUGUAGCCAAGACCAAAAUGGAAGAGUUGGCACGAGACGUGGACGUCAUCGACCACCGGUUCGAGGAGUACGGCAAGGACUUCGUCAAGUCGUGCCGUAUGAGCCCCGACAGCUUCAUCCAGAUGGCCUUCCAGCUGUCCUUCUUCCGACUGCACGGCCACAGCCCGGCGACGUACGAGAGUGCGUCGACGCGCAUGUUCCUGCUGGGGCGCACCGAAGCCAUCCGGUCGCAGUCCAAGGAGAGCGACCAGUUCUGCCGCGAGUACCUGAGCGGAAAGCUCAACGUGGCCGAGCGAGACGCCCUACUCAGGAACGCUGUUGGCGUCCACAAGGACUCCGCAUCGCUCGCAAUGUACGGGCAAGGAGUGGAUCGAGUUCUCCUCGGUCUCAAAAAAGUUGCGGAGGAAAUGGAUCGACCGCUGCCAGAACUCUACAAGGACCCCGGUUACAUCAAGAGUAUCAAUUAUGAGUUAUCCACCAGCCAGGUGUCGGCUCACAACGACAUCCUCAUGACCUUCGGCUACUCGGUGCCCGGGGGCUACGGCAUCUGCUACAGCAACCAUUGCAACCAGUUCCGCUUCAGCAUCUGUACUCGUCACUGCAACAAGGAGACGUCGGCAGUGAAAUUUCGCGACGCGCUGGAGACCACGCUCAAGGAGUUCGGCAACAACCUGAUCACGCUGCAGAAGGCCAAGCUUUGAAAACGUGCACCUCCACCGCGAAGCCCGACGAACUUGGACCUAUAGCCACACAUGUCGGGCGCUAAUGCAUGCCGCUGCGCUCGCGACCUUCUUCAUGAACGAUGCGCGCAUCUCUGAACAGGAAAAGCGGGCUUUCCUGCUGCGACCCUUCAGUGCCGGGACGACGCCAGAUCUUCAAAUUGACUUUGUACAGACUCCACGAAGUUUCUGGAACCGAACUUCAGAGAAAGAGAAAAAGAAAGACGAAACAUUCGGCGAUUUCUGUAACAACGCGGAAGUGCUUCAGAAAUUUUAUUGGCUGUCAUCUUGCAGAGCAUCUUGUCAUCUUGGCUAGUCAUCUUGCAGGCAGUUUAACUAGCGCUCGCUAGCUUCGCUUGCAAAAACUCUCCAACAAAAUAAGUUAAACCCCAUUUCAAAGGCAGCAAUGUACAAAAAGAAAGAAAAGAAAGAAAGAAAUGAAAGAAAUAAGGAAGGAAAGCAGAAACAAAUAAAAGCAUUUCCAUCGUAGCCCAGGGGUGCUAUUCUGCCAGACACGGUCAACUUGAACCAUGUUGUCGAACUCCAUCAUGUCGGCGUUUUGAUCCAAUCGCAGAGGCCGUACCAGCCUUGUGGGGCCAAUCAGGGCUGACACGAUCGCGGAUUCGAAUGCACAUGGCGGAAUUUGACGGCCGGUGUCCAGAUUAUCACCGCAGGAGAUGCAGAUAGUGCGCCUCUUGCUUUUGCUUUUUUUUUUAUUUGGGGAAGGGAAAAGCGAAGUAUGAACUGUUAACGGGGGCCUGAAAUUACGCAUAGUAUAAACACGAAGGCGAGUCAAGCCAUAAGUGCAACGAUGUGCGAAAUUCCGCACAUUGAUUUCCCCACAAAGCUGGAACGGUGACUGACUGGCUGAACGCUGACUGGCUCCGUGCAGGCACGGAUUACGGGUAGGAAUAAGCAUGACUGAGUGUGUCCUUGCCGUGUACGUUAAAAACAGCACCUUGCGUUUCUUGGAUGCAAAUUCUGCUGUUUUACUGGUGAUGUUUUUGUCCACGUGGGGCUAUCUUGCAUGUCGUAUACAGAGCCAUCAAAGUAAUACAUUUUAAUUAAAAUGCUAUGCUAACUUUGCGAACUCUGCUUGAACAGGUGGUCUAUGCGCUUUGGUGAACGAACUUUUCGCGCACAAGUAUUUAGAGUCAGCAAACACAAAACAAUUUUGUUAAUUAUCCUUUUUUUAUAUGUUGCGAUUAUAUGGCAUACGUUUGUUAGAAACUUGGAAAGCAAUCGUAUUCGCAGACAACUGCAUUUUGUUUGAUCCUUCCGUAGCGCUUUUCUUCCGAGA